AUGGAUUCUCUGAUUGCGCUCAGUACUUCUGUGGCCUACGUCUACAGUGUCAUCUCAUACACAAGGGAGGUCAAAGGAAAGCCUCUCGAGACAGGAUCGUUCUUCGAAACAUCUACUCUACUGGUUACUCUGAUCCUUCUGGGGCGAGUCAUCAGCGAAUUUGCCCGCUCUAGGGCAACAAAGUCGGUAUCAUUCCGUUCCCUCCAAGUGGACGAGGCUCUCCUCAUACUGCCAUCGUCAUCGCCUAGCGACCCGAAAACCUGUCUUAUUGACUCUCGGCUACUGCAAUACGGUGAUCAAUUUAAAGUUGUCCCUGAAUCCAGAAUUGUUACCGACGGCAUCGUCAUACAUGGCGGCUCGGAAGUGGACGAAUCAAUGAUUACGGGAGAAGCUCUACCAGUUGCCAAGGGCCGCGAGUCACCCGUGCAUGCGGGAACGGUCAAUGGGAGCGGCAAUCUUAUUGUAGCUCUAAAGAAGCUGCCACACGAAAAUUCUGUCAGCAAGAUCGCGACUCUGGUUGAGAGCGCGGGGCUCACCAAGCCGAAGGCCCAGGCAAUUGCUGACCGCGUUGCUUCGUGGUUUGUGCCAGCAAUCAUCCUCAUAGCGCUUUUGGUGUUCACCAUAUGGAUCCUCGUUGACAAGUGA
Molecule: messenger RNA, 645 nt
Organism: Didymosphaeria variabile
Lineage: Eukaryota; Fungi; Ascomycota; Dothideomycetes; Pleosporales; Didymosphaeriaceae
Exons: 2
Coding region: 1-645 (214 amino acids)
Source: RefSeq, a predicted model, not a curated record